Molecule: messenger RNA, 3219 nt
Organism: Lottia gigantea (owl limpet)
Lineage: Eukaryota; Metazoa; Mollusca; Gastropoda; Lottiidae
Exons: 2
Coding region: 1-3219 (1072 amino acids)
Biological process (GO): DNA replication
Molecular function (GO): nucleotide binding; DNA-directed DNA polymerase activity; DNA binding
Source: RefSeq, a predicted model, not a curated record
AUGGAUAGAUUAUAUGAAAUUGAAACAAAAAAUGAUAAAUAUGUAGACCAAUUUAAAUUGCAUGUAAUAUAUAAUAAGGAUAUCCUUGGAAUCAAAGAUUUGGAUAUGAUAUUGGAGACGGAAAAUCCACCAUCAUCUAAAAUAAUCAAAAUUCCACCAUCAACUAAAAUACUCGGACAACCACUCGAACCAAUAGAAUCGAGCAGUCACGAGUUAUUACGAACAACAGACUUUGAAUACGUAAAACUGUUUUUUGUUUUAGGUAGAAAAUACACCUCGAUCGAUGUUCAUAAAAGUCAACAAGAAAGAGAGUUUAUAGUAUUUUUAUCGUAUGGCGAAGACUUCGAGCUGAAAGGAAAAAUAAUUUUAAUGAAAGACAAUUUCCAAGAAAUAAAAAGAUCGACAGUUGGCAGAGGAGGAACUGAUCUACUUAAAAAGAUAAAUGAAUACGAAGGUGAAAAUUGUUACAUAUCUACAGAUGGUCACUGUUUUAUCAAAUGCGUCAAUCGUGUUUUGAACAAAGAUUUAACGUGUAAAUUUCAAGAAUACAUCAACGGGUUUUCAAAAGCAAAUAGAAAAGGGGUGAUGACUUGUGCUAGAAUGAAGGAAUUCACCAAGAAAUUUAACACUUCGUUUCAAAUUUAUAAUCCCAAAAACAGACAUUUUCACCCCAGAGACGUACAUGAUGAAUUAGAUUGGUUUUUUUACUUACACAACUCGCAUUUCUGUUUGAUUAGAAGAAGCCAAAAAAAUUUGGGAAUUCAAGAAAUAGAAGACAAUUACGAACAGGUGUGGAAAACGUGUAGAGACGAUAACGCAGUAACACAGGUUUCACCUCUCAAACUAAACGUGCUUUCAAGUAUGAGUGAUGAUGCGUUAUUCGCUUGGGAUUGCGAAACGUAUUCAGAAAAAGACACGCGAAGAGCAAUUCCUUAUGCCUGCACUUUAAUUAAGUUAGAAAAACUAAGAAAAAAGUUAGAAAAAGAUAUCUUUCUUACUGAUAAUGUUCCAGAAGAAUUUUAUGAUAAACUAAUGAAUGUAGUAGAAAUAUUUGUAGGUACAGAUUGUAUAGAUCAAAUGUUGAAAUAUUUAGGUCAGUAUGAUAGAAAGAGAUUAAUAUUAAUUUCUCAUAACGGCAGUGGAUUCGACAACUGGAUCGUGCUUAAAAAUACAAAAAAACUAACACAUUGCCCUUUAAAAACACCCAGAGGAAUUCUAUCUUUUCCUUUAUCUAAUCCAUACACAGAUGAAGAUUUACAGAAAAAAUGGAAAAGACAGAAAGAAAUAAAGGGUAAUUAUUUACAACAUAUUAAUUUCACAUGUUCCUAUCAACAUGAAAAAUCUAGUUUGGCUGCAUGGGGAAAUUCUUCCAAUCUUCCCGCGAAUUUGAGAAAGAUUGCCGACGUAGAUAUCGCUAAAUACACGCAAGACAACUGGGAGGAAUUGAGACACGAAUGGGAACCUUACGCCAAGAGAGACACUCUCUGUUUGGGAGCUUGUUUGAUAAAAUACAACCAAGUCAUGAAAGAAGUUGUAAACCAGAAUAUGUCCAAUAAUCUAACGGCUCCAUCUUUAAAGGGUUGGUAUUAUUUAUAUCAUUACGAUAAAGAAAUGGUUGAAGAAGAAUGGUAUGAAACUACUAGAAUGGUUGUGAAACAUACCGAAAAAGAAAACGUAGAAAAAGUUUAUUCGCACACUAAUCCUUUUAUAAGAAAUUUUAUCAGACGAUCUAUUAAAGGAGGAAGAGUUUCGGCAAAUAGAAAAUCAUUUGAAACGAACAAAAUGGAUGAAAUUUGUAACGUAUUAAAGGAAUAUAUUUCACAAAGUGACACAGAACUUGAAAGUAAUAACAUAAUCGAUUUAUACAAAGAAUACAGCGCAAGCACAAAAGACAAAACGGAGGUUCAUUCGAGACUUAAAAAAAUAGAAUGUACUAAACUAAUGGCAUUUGAUGCUAACGGUUUAUACGCUUCUGCCAUGUCGGAUUUAGACAGUGAAUAUCCGAGAGCGGAAAGUGGAAGACCGUUUCUACCAGAAGAAGAAAAAGAAUUUGUAAAACUCUUCAAUAAACAAAAAUUCAGACCUAGAACAGCUAUUUUAACAGUGUGGUUUGACUAUCCCAAAAACAUGUUCUUACAACCGAUACCAGCUAAAGAUAAAAUCACUUUCACGAAUAAAGAAGGUAAAAAGGAAACUGGUAACAAAAUCAGGUUCAGAAAUGGUUUCUGUCACGACGUUUUAACAUCGGUCGAUAUUCAAGAAAUAGUGAAAGCCGGUGGACGAAUUAUUAGAAUAUUAGAUGGUAUAGUUUACGAAGAAAAUUUUAAAACUCCACCCUAUAGAGAUUAUAUUUUAAUUUUGAGAGAUCUAAGAAAUAAAUAUAAACGAGAAGGUAAUAUCGUGGAUAGUAAUUGCAUGAAAUUAUUAGGUAAUUCCUUGUAUGGUAAAUCAAUUCAGAAAGAUAUUGACAUUUAUGGAAUGAAGCAACUUUACAGGCCAACUUUGAUUCACGUGUUAAAACCUAUGAGAAAAUUAAUGAUACCCAAUAUAUUGUUGAAACAGAAAUUGGAGAAAAAGAUUACUACCGAAGAUAGUAAAUCUACACGACUAACACCUAGUCAUUUGGGAUCAUUCGUUUUAUCUCACAGUAAAAAAAGAAUGAACAAUUUCAUUCACGUCAUAAAUGGAUUUUAUAAACCCGAAAUAUACUAUACCGACACCGAUAGUUUGUACAUUUCAUCCAACAAUUGGAAAAAACUAAACAGAGCCGGUUUGGUCUCCGAAAAAGACUAUUGCAAAGGUAAAAACGAUUACGGUGACGGUGGAAUUAUAUUUGGUUUAUAUUUAGCACCAAAAGUCAAAUACAACAUCGUUUUGACUUCUGAUGGUGUUUUAAAAGAAGAGAAAACGUUUAAAGGUUAUUCCAAUGAUAAGAUAAGUGUAGAAGAUUACGUUCAGUUAGCAAGCGGACAUGAUGUAUCGAACGAAUUUAAGAAACAAUGGGAAAAAAGUUUCACCAAUGGAGUAGUUAUUCCAAAUGAUAAACAAACUAAAGCUUUUAGAAGUUUUUUGAAUAAUGUUAAAAGAAAACCACCAAACAGUGAAGGAAUUAUGUAUCCUUACGACGACAAAGAUGAGUAUAGUUUUGACGAAAACUAUGAAUUUGAUGAUUUCGAUUAUCUUACUAUUCAAGAAGAGAAUGAAGAUUGUUUUAAAUGA